AUGGUCGAUUUUUCAAAAAUUUCUGAACACUUUCGACGACUUCAUAAAAAGAUGGAAAAAAGAUCACCAGUAACAUAUGUGCAAACACAUAGUGGUUCGCGUUUAAAUUUGCCUAAAAAUACUCUUAAUCCUUUGGGAAUAGUAAAUGAUGUAUUAAAUAAAGUUUGCUCUGGAAAUUUGUCUCGAAAAAGUCUUAAAAGAAAAAUAUCCGAGUAUGAGGAGAUGCAGUGCACGUCUUCAUCUAGUCCUUUUGUUUUUAAUUACAAGAAACCGCGAAUGACAUGUUAUGGACGUUCAUUGCCCAUUACGAGGCUAUUAGAGCAUCUAGAUUCAUCUUCUCUUUGUGACAUUAUACAAACACUAGUCAAUCGGCAUCCUACUUUGCUUUUAGAAGUGGCUAGCUUAUCUUCUCGUCCUGAUUUAUCCUCUGUUAUUAGUACUUUAAAUGGUAUGGAGGAGCAGGUUCGUCGUUCAUUCCCGUAUGGUGGUGAUUCAAUGGGAGAGUAUGCCUAUAAUAGGAUACGUCCUGUUUUACAAGCGCUUAUGGAUGCGUUGUUGGAAUAUACACGUAUUUUUUUGCCUCCUUAUGAGUCAAACAAGAGUCUUACAUUAACUUUUCUUGACCAUAUUACGUCUAUGGCUCAUCGGUUUCCUGAGUGGAAUAACCCUGAGCACAAUUAUAUUAAAGAAGAACUUUAUCAUGAGAUUUCGAGUGCGUGGAUUUCUGUUAUCCUUAGUAUUGGCAAAGAGGGCUGGGGUGGAAUAAAUGGUUAUGAAUGGAUGAAAAAAUUAAUCAAACAUAAUGAAGCAGGAAGAGGCCGGCUUGAAUCUGUUAUAGAUGUGGCUCGUAGUGAAUUGGCAUGUUUUUUCCCUGAAAAGAUUGAGGAUGGUAUAUUUUCUUCGCCAAAUAAUAAGCUUGGUUUCGAUUUUGCUUCUUGUUAUCAGAUAUAA
Messenger RNA from Pneumocystis jirovecii RU7, 951 nucleotides. RefSeq lists its product as uncharacterized. Bases 1 to 951 code for a protein of 316 amino acids. NCBI's taxonomy places the organism in Eukaryota, Fungi, Ascomycota, Pneumocystomycetes, Pneumocystales, Pneumocystaceae. The transcript has 4 exons. The record is from RefSeq and is a predicted model, not a curated record. Gene Ontology annotation, biological process: nuclear protein quality control by the ubiquitin-proteasome system; proteasome localization. Gene Ontology annotation, cellular component: nucleus.